CCCUCUGCACAGCCGGGGCCAGAGGCAGAGACGCCAUGACCCCCAUCCUCACGGCCCUGCUCCUCCUUGGUCUGAGUGUGGAACCCAGGACCCAAGUGCAGGCAGGGACCCUCCCCACACCCUCCAUCUGGGCUGAGCCAGGCUCUGUGGUCCCUUGGGGUAGCGCUGUGAACAUCUGGUGUCAGGGGACCCUGGAGGCCCAGAAGCUCCAUGUGUAUAAAGAGGAAGGCUCAGUGUACCUGGACAGACAGCCCACACUAGAGCCUGGGAACAAGGCCAAGUUCUCCAUCACAUACAUGACAGAUAGACAUGCAGGACGGUAUCACUGUUCCUAUCGAAGCCCCACUGGCUUGUCAGAGCGCAGUGACCCCCUGGAGCUGGUGGUGACAGGAUUCCAUAGCAAACCCACUCUCUCAGCCCUGCCCAGACCCGUCAUGACCUCAGGAGGGAAGGUGACCCUCCAGUGCACCUCAUGGACGGGAUUCCAUAGGUUCGUCCUGAUGAGGGAAGGAGAACCCAGACCUGCCUGGACCCUCGGCUCCCAGCGACACACCAGUGGGCAGUUCCAGGCCCUGUUUCCUGUGGGCCCUGUGACCCCCAGGCUCAGGUGGACCUUCAGAUGCUAUGGCUAUUACAGCAACACCCCCCACAUGUGGUCACUCUCCAGUGACCCCCUGGAGCUCCUGGUCUCAGGUAUGUCCAGGAAGCCCUCCCUCCUGACCCAGCAGAGCCCCGUCGUGACCCCUGGACAGAGGCUGACCCUCCAGUGUCGCUCUGACGUCGGCUAUGACAGAUUUGCUCUGUACAAGGAGGCGGCACGUGACCUUCCCCAGCACCUUAGCCUGCAGCCCCAGGCUGGGCUCUUGGGGGCCGACUUCCCCCUGGGCCCAGUGAGCGGCUCCCACGGGGGCCGGUACACAUGCUAUGGUGGACACAACCUCUCCUCCGAGUGGUCGGCCCCCAGUGACCCCCUGGACAUCCUGGUCACAGGACAGCUCCCCUCCACACCCUCCCUCUCAGUGCAGCCAGGACCCACGGUGGCCUCAGGAGAGAACGUGAUCCUGCUGUGUCAGUCCUGGAGCUUUGUGGACACUUUCCUUCUGUCCAAGGAGGGGGCAGCCGACCCUCCCCUGCGUCUUAGAUCAAAGUACCGAGCUGGGCAUUACCAGGCCAAAUUCUCCAUGAGUCCUGUGACCUCAGCCCAGGGGGGGACCUACAGGUGCUACGGCUCAUACAGCAACUUCCCCUACCUGUUGUCACACCCCAGUGACCCCCUGGAGCUCCAGGUCUCAGGAUCCUCUGGAGAGUCCAGCCCCCCAGCCACAGAUCCCAGCUCAACAGCUGGUCCCAACCGGUACCUGUACGUCCUCAUCGGGGCCGCGGGGGCCUUCGUCCUGCUGCUCUGCCUCCUCGUCGUCCUCCUCGUCCGUCGCUGGCGUCAGGGCAAAGGCAGGAAGCCGGGGGCCGCAGACCCAGAGCCCCAGGACAGAGGCCUGCAGGACAGCUCCGGGCCAGCUGCCGCCACCCAGGAGGAGACCCUCUCAGAUGCCGCCGUGCAAGACGCACAGCCCGAGGAGGGGGUGGAGCUGGACCAGCGGCAGGACUCGGAGGAUGGAGACCCCCAAGGAACGACGUAUGCCCAGGUGAGCCACUCAAGAUCAAGACUCAGUCGGGGACCGGCCACUUCUCCUUCCCCCCUGUGGGGGGGAUUGCCGGACACAGAAGACAAACAAGCAGAGCAAGACAGGCAGAUGGACAGUCAGGCUGCCGCAUCUGACGCCCCCCCAGAUGUGACCUACGCCCAGCUGAACCGCUUGACGCUCAGACGGGAGACGAGUGCACCCCAUUCCUCCCAAGCCGGGGAGCCUCCAGCAGAGCCCAGCGUGUAUGCUGCUCUGGCCAUCCGCUAGCCCAGGAAGGGCCCACAGCCCACACUCCAGGGAGGGGACCGCGGGGGCCCCAGGAGGCGCAGGAGCUGCCCACAGAGGCCGCCUAAUGGCCCCAGCCAGCUUGGACUCCUAACAUAGACCAGUAAGAACUCCUGGGACCCUCUGGGAGUGACCGGAUUCUGCCAUCAAAGAUAGCUAGAGCCCCUACAUUUUGGAAAAAAAGCAACAGACUUCUCGAUAAUCCGUGAGUGAAAUAAGAAAACCAAAAUGGAAAUGGGAGAAUGCUUACGCUGAAUAAUGUAAAUGUUACACAUCAGACCUAUGGCGCAGGAAAAUUAGCAACCAGGAACGAACGUAUUAGAAAAGAAAAAGCCUAAAAAGUCAAUGGCAUCAACUAUUGUACCAAGAAUUUAGAAAAAAUAGCAAAUUAUUCCAAAUGAAGGUAGAAGGAAGGAAAUUAUAGCGAUAAGAGUAGCUACUAAUGAAGACAAACAAAAAAUAGAGCAUAAUCAAUAAAGCCCAAAACGUUUAUUCGUGAAAACAUGAAACAUAUUCAUAAAUCCUAGCCACAAUGCCAAGAAAGACAGAGAGAGAGAGACAGACAGACAGACAGACAAAGAGGACAUUAUGAGCACAGCAUCACAUCCUAUAGACUUUAAAUACAUAACAGAAUUAUUGUUUAUUUUUAUUACUUAUUAUUAUAUUAUUAACGAUUUUGUGCUAAUACAUUAGAAAAUGUAGAGGAAAUGGACAAUUCUCAAAAAUGCAAAAUGAUGGAAUAGGGAUAAAUAGAAACUCUAAAUGCCGUAUGUAUAAAAUAUGUUGAAUACACAAUUAAAGUUUUUUCCACAAAGUGAA
This is a messenger RNA of Prionailurus viverrinus (fishing cat), 2747 nucleotides long. RefSeq names its product leukocyte immunoglobulin-like receptor subfamily B member 3. Lineage: Eukaryota; Metazoa; Chordata; Mammalia; Carnivora; Felidae. The record is from RefSeq and is a predicted model, not a curated record. Gene Ontology annotation, molecular function: inhibitory MHC class I receptor activity. Gene Ontology annotation, biological process: cytokine-mediated signaling pathway. The transcript is spliced from 13 exons. Bases 36 to 1910 code for a protein of 624 amino acids.